This is a messenger RNA of Lepisosteus oculatus (spotted gar), 3503 nucleotides long. RefSeq names its product kelch-like family member 43 (gene klhl43). Gene Ontology annotation, cellular component: nucleus; cytoplasm. The record is from RefSeq and is a predicted model, not a curated record. Lineage: Eukaryota; Metazoa; Chordata; Actinopteri; Semionotiformes; Lepisosteidae. Gene Ontology annotation, molecular function: protein binding.
GGAGUGAGCGCUGUGCUCUGGGUGCGAGUGCUGGGCUGGUGAUUACAGGAGACGUGACCGGAGUCCGGUCCACGGAGGGUGACCGGCUGUGAAGCUGGAAAUAGACAGGCCCCUCCCCUCGCCUGCGCGCCUCUGAUGUUGUUCCUCAGCCCUCGGCUCUGGGCACAGCUGCUGUUGGUGAAACCGGAGCCGCGCUGACGGGGCAAGAGGGGACACCAGAGACAAGGGUCUGGGGCCCCAGCUCUGACGCAUGCUGCAGGUCUGAGAGGAGGGCAGCUGGCAGGACCCCUGGCACAGCGCGGAGGUGUCCUCCUGCAGCUCUGGGAGAAAGGGUACGAUGAUGCAAGUUAAGUGCAGAGCCCUGCUGUGAGGACAGACAGCUCAGGGUCCUAACAGCAACAGUAAUUCACCACGAGCAGCAGCUCCCAGGAAUUCAUCAGGAUGGAAGGACUGUGGAGUCUUAGUCAAUGAACACACUUGUCUGAGGGCUAACAUCCUAACUUCUUAAGUGACCUGAGUAAUUAUAAAUUAUUGACAGUACCGAUUGAACUGUUGUUAUGCCUCCCGAAUGUUUGUUAUGAACUCCAUUCUUCUUCUUCAUAAGAAAAAGAAGAAUAUCCAUUCUGCUCUAGGCCACUUCUGUGUGGAUUUUGUGUUUCUCCCUGGUCCACACUGGUUUUCUGAAGGUGCUCCUGUUUCCUCCCUCUGCCCAAGGACAUGCUGUCCAGUUUAACUGGCAUCUCUAAACUGUCCUCCUGCAGUGGACUGGUGUCCAGUCCUGCCCAGGGUGUGUCCUAUGGUGGACUGAUGUCCUGUCCUGCCCAGGGUGUGUCCUGUGCAUCUGGCUCACUGUGCCCCUCUAGUGGGCUGAGCCAGUGUUGAGAGCGGACAGAUAAUACCGCAGUGCAUAAACCUUUCACAGCAAACAAGAUCAGACCGCUGUUCCUCAGAGACCUGCGCUCUGGCUGGUCCUGGAGCCCCAGAGACAGGUGCGGGGCCUGGCAGUGCCCCUGUGUAUUAAUAGGCCUUGUGUCAGCGUGCGCGCCGCUAUCUCUGCUGUGCACUAGUCCGUACAAAGGCACCAGCUCGUGGGGACCCCCCGCUGUGAGGACAACAACGGCUCCAGGCGCCGCUCCCUGCGCCAAGACACCACCGCGCUCCCUGCUCUCACCGUCCGGCUGUCACUGUGCCCCCCGGCCCCUCGCUCGCCGUCAUGGCUCCUAAGAAGAAGGCGGCCCGUCAGAAGAAGCUGGCCCCAGAGCAGGGCAGCCUGCCGGUCGUGCUGGGCGGCGAUGAGAAGAUCGAGGAGGCGGCUCUGGACAUCGAGAAGCUGAACCAGCUGAACGGGCUCCUGCCUGAGCCGGGCUCCUUGCCCAGCCUCGUGUCCGCGGGCAGCGAGGUGAGCCAGCCGGAGCACGGCGCCGCCCUGCUGGAGGAGCUGAGCCGCAUGCGCCAGGAGCGCUUCCUCACCGACCUGGAGCUGGCCACCAAGACCAAGGCCUUCGACGUGCACAAGCUGGUCAUGGCCUCCUGCAGCCAGUACUUCCGGGAGCUGCUGCAGAAGGACCCGGCCGUGCGGCGCGUGGAGCUGCCCUCGCUCUCGCCCCUCGGCCUGGCCACCGUCAUCACCUACGCCUACCUGGGCCGUGUGCACCUGUCUCUCUACACCAUCGGCUGCACCGUGGCCGCCGCCACCCGCCUGCAGAUGCCGCAGCUGCUGCAGCUGUGUGCCGACUUCCUGCUGCGCGAGCUGAGCGUCCAGACCUGCGUCUACGUCUGGAACAUCGCCGGCGCCUACCGGCUGGCUGCGGUGCGCGAGGCGGCACGCCGCUUCCUGUUGGAGAACUUCGCCGAGUUCGCCGGCACGGCCCCCUUCACCCAGCUCACGCUGGAGCAGAUCACCGCCUUCCUGCAGGACGAUGCCCUGGAGCUGCCCUCCGAGGUCACGGCCUUCCAGGUGGCUCUCCGGUGGCUGGAGUUUGACCCGAAGCGCCUGCGGCACGCGGCCGGGCUGCUGUCCCUGGUGCGCUUCGAGACCAUCCCGGCGCCGCAGCUGGUCAGCGAGGUCCAGCCCGUUCCGCGCAUGAUGCUGGACCCGGACUGCCACCGCCUGCUGGUGGACGCCAUGAACUACCACCUGCUGCCGCACCAGCAGAACGCCAUGCAGUCGCGGCGCACACGCGUGCGCGGCGGCCGCCGGGCGCUGGUGGUGGUGGGCGGCCGGCCCUCGCUGACCGAGCGCGCCCUGAGCCGCGAGCUGCUGAGCCGCGAGGCCGGGGGCUCGGCCUGGAGCAGCCUGACCCAGCUGCCGGCCAAGAGCUUCAACCAGAGCGUGGCCGUGAUGGACGGCUUCCUGUACGUGGCCGGGGGGGAGGACCAGAACGACGCGCGCAACCAGGCCAAGCACGCCGUCAGCACGCUCUGCAGGUACGACCCACGCUUCAACACCUGGCUGCACCUGGCCGGGAUGCGCCAGCGCCGCACGCACUUCAGCCUGGUGGCCACCGGGGGGCAGCUGUUUGCCAUUGGUGGGCGCAGCGCCCAGGGCAUCCUGUCCACGGUUGAGUGCUACGUGCCCUCCACCAACACCUGGCACCCCAAGGCCGGGAUGGAGCUGCCCCGCUGCUGCCACGCCAGCGCGGUGCUGCCCUCUGGGGAGAUCCUGGUCACCGGCGGCUACAUCAGUGCCGCCUACUCCCGCUCCGUCGUCAGCUACAGCCCGGCCACGGACCGCUGGGGCGAGCGCCCCGGCCUGGGCACGCCCAGGGGCUGGCACUGCGCCGCCGCGCUGGGGGAGCGCGCCUACGUGGUGGGCGGCAGCCAGCUGGGCCCGAAGGGGGAGAGGGUGGACGUGCUGGCAGUGGAGGUGUACGAGCCCGGCAGCGCGCAGUGGAGCUACAGCGCCCCCCUGCCUCUGGGCGUCAGCACGGCUGGGCUGGCCGUCCUGGAGGGGCAGCUGUUCCUGGUGGGCGGCUGGAACGAGGCCGAGAAGCGCUACCAGGCCACCGUCCAGCGCUACGACCCGGAAGCAGACACCUGGGAGCAGGAAGAGGAGCUGCCGGAGCCCACUGUGGGCGUGUCCUGCUGCGCACUCACCCUGCCCCGCCCACAGCUGCCACGGCAACGCCACGGCGACUCCGCGGGCACCACGCGCAGCCGGGCGGAGUCUCGCUCCAGCAGUGUGACAUCAGGUGUCAACAGCGUCUGAGAAAGAGAGGAGAGAGAGGGAUGAGUGAGGGACGAGAGAGAGAGGGAUGAGUGAGGGACGAGAGAGAGAGAGGAGUGAGGGAGGAGAGAGAGGAGUGAGGGAGGAGAGAGUGGGCGAGGACAGAGGGAAUGUGUGUUCGUGCAUUAUUGUGUGAGGACUUGUGUAACUGUCAGCCAUUCAGUUCCUGGGAACGUUUCACCGUGUUUGCAUGUGAGUCUGCUAACACAGAAAAGCAAAAGGGCAAAAUUGCGAUAGUCGUGCAUUCUGAAGCAUGAAGCAAUCCUAAAUAAUAAAA